AUGGCUGAGAACUCAUGUAGCGGGAUGCCCUGGGGCUUCCUCGCUACCGACGUGCCGAACGCUCCCAAGUGCAUUACCUCCUGCAGAGCAAAGUUCAUCGACGGAUUGUUACUCGAGAACAAGACACUCGAAAGUGUGUGUGAGCAUCUCUCAGACAAUGGCAACACAACAACCGAGAAAUUGCCUCCUUUCUGGGAUCUCUAUUGCUGUGAUUCUCAGCUGUGCGGCGUGGACAACCUCAAGAGCCACAACCUUGAUCGUACGGUUAACCCUUUCCUUCUGCUCUCCCGACUCUCGUCGUUCUUGUGCCAUCUUGGUGCAGCGUACAGGGCAGUACCCAUUGGGUAUCCUUCGCUCACCGACCCGGGACCCCCAGAACCAACCCGUUACAUCUGCAAUCGUAUUUCUGACUAUGGCGGCAAUCCUCUGUGUCAAAAAGAAAAGCCAGACACAAAUGUCGCAACAUCUACCAGCGUCCAACAUUCUUCUGUCUUGGCCUCGCCCGUAACACACACCCUAAUGGCAACUUCAACAUCCGAGUCCAAGUCCAUCCUAGACCCAUCCCUCGAGGCCAGUCUAGAUCCGUCCAACUCAGAUGAUAGGGGGGCACAAGGAGGAACUCACAUCUCCAAAGAGAUCAAGGUGACCAUUGGCUUAUCCGUUGUUGCAGGGGCUAUUGUGAUUGGACUCAUUAUUUUCUGUCUGUUGCGCCUCAAAUCACGGCCUCCUCAUCGACGAGGAAUUCGCAAGUAUUUUAAGCGCAAAGACGACGACUCCUCUUUCAAGGGCCUUACUGAAUCCCCGACGCCUUUGAUUUCUCCAACUUCCCUUGUUAGCCCUCAUUGGAAACCACUUACACCGCCACCGCCUCUCAAGGAGAGAAAGAUGCUCAACGUGCCACCAGCGAGCAGUCGGCCAUCUUCAGUCAAUCGAGAGCAGCGACAGGCCGAAUUCCCUGCAUCGCCAGUAGUCGCUCUAACAAGAGAUAGUCUGGUGCCCAGAACUGAGAGAAGACCAACCUUCAAUGGGGUUAACGUCUCUCCCCCGAAUUCCCCUACCGAAAAUGCCGGAGUUGCUCGCGGCAAUCCAGGAGAUGCCCGCUCCCCAGCAUCCAAUACUACGAUCAAGGCUACUCAGAAGCGGUCAAAAAUUCAGACAAAGGGCUGCGAGGUGCCCCCGUUGAAAGUCGCCGGCCUUUCAAACCCAGGGCCACCACCUUGUCGGGCACUUCCUUCAACACCAGUGUCUGGUCAAUACCCCCAGAGUCCGUUGCGAGACUCAUCACUCUCUUCCCAACCUGGUAAUUUUGGCGUCGCAUUAGGACUGGUCUCACAUAACCCAGCCAAGGGAGUUGUUCUGGAUCCAGAAGCUCGCAGUCUACGCGAGCUAACGGAAGAGUGUGAGCGCGAGUCGCGCAACAAUAGUUGGGGAAGCUGGCGUGGAAGUGUUGGAGGUUACAGCCCAACGCUUUCUCCUCCGGAUAAAUCAAAGAAAAGAGAGUUCAAGAAUCAAAUUCUUCAAGAAGGCGACCUUGAGCGAUUGGGGGGCAAGUACUAA
Molecule: messenger RNA, 1557 nt
Organism: Clonostachys byssicola
Lineage: Eukaryota; Fungi; Ascomycota; Sordariomycetes; Hypocreales; Bionectriaceae
Source: the annotation of a GenBank genome assembly